AUGGUUUCUUCACUUCUCGCCCUCGGCGCCUUGGCCGCCACCGCUAUCGCCGCUCCCCUCGAUGCUCGCGCCGGCUGCACCUUCACCGAUGCCGCCUCCGCCAUCAAGGGCAAGGCCAGCUGCACCAACAUCGUCCUCAGCAAUAUCGCCGUCCCCGCCGGUACCACCCUCGACCUGACCGGUCUCAAGGCCGGCACCACCGUCACCUUCCAGGGCAAGACCACCUUUGGCUACAAGGAGUGGGUCGGACCUCUCAUCUCCGUCUCCGGUACCAACGUCAACGUUGUCGGUGCCUCCGGCCACUCCAUCGACUGCGGCGGUGCCCGCUGGUGGGACGGCAAGGGAGGCAACGGUGGCAAGACCAAGCCCAAGUUCUUCGCCGCCCACAGCCUCAAGAGCUCCAACAUCAAGAACCUGAACGUCCUCAACACCCCCGUCCAGGCCUUCUCCAUCAACAGCGCCACCACCCUCGGCCUCUACAACAUUGUCCUUGACAACUCGGCCGGUGACUCCGCCGGCGGCCACAACACCGAUGCCUUUGACGUCGGCUCCUCCACCGGUGUCUACAUCUCCGGCGCCAACGUCAAGAACCAGGACGACUGCCUCGCCAUCAACUCUGGCACCAACAUCACCUUCACCGGCGGCUCCUGCUCCGGUGGCCACGGUCUCUCCAUCGGCUCCGUCGGCGGCCGCUCCGACAACGUUGUCAAGGACGUCACCAUCACCAACUCCAAGAUCUCCAACUCUGACAACGGUGUCCGCAUCAAGACCGUCUCCGGCGCCAAGGGCUCCGUCUCCGGCGUCACCUACUCCGGCAUCACCCUCUCCAACAUUGCCAAGUACGGCAUCGUCGUCGAGCAGGACUACGAGAACGGCUCCCCCACCGGCAAGCCCACCAACGGCGUCCCCAUCACCGACCUCACCAUCUCCAAGGUCACCGGCUCCGUCUCCUCCUCCGCCACCGAUGUCUACAUCCUCUGCGCUGCCGGUGCUUGCAGCGGCUGGAAGUGGAGCGGUGUCAGCAUCACCGGCGGCAAGAAGUCCACCAAGUGCUCCAACAUCCCCAGCGGCAGCGGUGCUUCUUGCUAA
Molecule: messenger RNA, 1089 nt
Organism: Colletotrichum orchidophilum
Lineage: Eukaryota; Fungi; Ascomycota; Sordariomycetes; Glomerellales; Glomerellaceae
Product: endopolygalacturonase 1
Exons: 2
Coding region: 1-1089 (362 amino acids)
Biological process (GO): pectin catabolic process
Cellular component (GO): extracellular region
Molecular function (GO): polygalacturonase activity
Source: RefSeq, a predicted model, not a curated record